Molecule: messenger RNA, 1161 nt
Organism: Vitis riparia (riverbank grape)
Lineage: Eukaryota; Viridiplantae; Streptophyta; Magnoliopsida; Vitales; Vitaceae
Exons: 1
Coding region: 583-1032 (149 amino acids)
Source: RefSeq, a predicted model, not a curated record
CUUCCAUUUUCAGCAACCCAGAUUCCUCGGUAGCGUUGACUUGCAAAAGGGAUAUGGAUUAUGAUCACAAGAUUUCUUAGAUUAAAUAUCUUGAGCGACAAGUAAUCUGCAUACCAGGAAGAUUAGAUUAAGGUAUUGAAAUUGAAAGAAGGGUGAAGAUGUAAGGUAUCAGAAGAAGAAUUGUCACAGGUGUUCAUAAAUCACAAAUGAUCCUUCUUUGAAAGCCAAGUUCCAUAACAGCCCAAGAAAAGACUACCCAGGUUACCCAAGAAAUCCCCCAAUUCCCACUGAAUAGUAGAACGCAAGUUACCUUUCUAUGACAGCUGAUGUUUUCUUGAAAUUGGGUGGUUUCUGGACAUCUCAUAACCGCAAUCAGAAGCUAAAGUUGCAUUGCAGUGAAGCCAACAAUCUGACGUCAUGACUCAUUACCACCUUGUGGCUUCGAGACAUUGUUCUUCUUGCUUCACCCUUCCUAACACCUCCCAAUAGGAAAAAGCACUUAAUCCUUCAAAAGAAAUGGUUUCUAUCAACCAUCUUCUUCGCUGCCAUCACCUCCCUCCCUUCUCCAAUCUUUCUUAGCCCAUGGAAGAUUGGAACAUGCUGGCGGCAGACUGUGUUGUCAUAUCUUGUUGCUGCCAAUGCUUAAUCCUACAAAUGGUCGUCUUCGUCUUGCUCAAACUGCCAUACAAGUUGUUUCGGAAGACUAAAGAGUAUGCCAAGAAGAAGCUUAUGCUGCAUGGAAGGAGACAACACAGAGGCACAGAGAGAGAAAUGAAGCCAUAUGAAGAUGAGUUCAGAGAAAUACAGGGAGGGCUAAGAAUUCAAGUAGAAGGAGGAUUCCCAGAAGAUGGAAGCCAGGGUUGUGGGUGUUGUAUGGAGGAAGUUGAGAGGGUGUUGGAGGAGUAUUCCCAGAGGGGAGAGUUUGCCUUUGGAAGCUUUUGGGGUAGGGGGGAAUCAGACAAAGAAGAAUUUGCAAGUAAUGUUGUGCAAUGUCAUUUAAUUGAAAUGAUUGGUUCUUUCAGCUAUGCCUAACAUAGCCAUUGUUGAUCUUCAUCUUGAUAACCACCUUCAUGCAUAAGGUUAAAUCUAAGGAUGUAUAUAUACUUUUAAUUUGGUUAUAGAUUAUAAGGGUAAUAAUUGGUGUUGAUCGGUCAUAUUCGU